Molecule: messenger RNA, 2906 nt
Organism: Melospiza melodia melodia
Lineage: Eukaryota; Metazoa; Chordata; Aves; Passeriformes; Passerellidae
Gene: SIAH3
Product: siah E3 ubiquitin protein ligase family member 3
Exons: 2
Coding region: 249-977 (242 amino acids)
Biological process (GO): proteasome-mediated ubiquitin-dependent protein catabolic process; multicellular organism development
Cellular component (GO): cytoplasm
Molecular function (GO): ubiquitin protein ligase activity; ubiquitin conjugating enzyme binding
Source: RefSeq, a predicted model, not a curated record
GGACCUCAAGGAUAACAUUCCUGUCCUUUCCAUUGGCCGCCCCGCUGCUGCAAGCCUCUUCCCGUCUUAUUUUGAUGAUGAAUAUGAAGGCAUGCUAAGCUGUGCCGGAGAGCAGCUCUCGCCGACUACGCUCCCACCCCGGGCUCAAGGGCUCCAGAGCUCCCCGGCUGCUUCCCCUGCCCACUGCCAGCAGCAGCAGCAGCAGCAGCAGCAGCAGAGCAGGAGCAGCAGCAACGCCAAAAGUUGUGAUGCUUUUCUUCACCCAGUGCUUUGGGGCUGUGUUAGAUCUUAUUCACCUGCGGUUUCAGCACUACAAGGCAAAGAGGGUUUUCUCGGCUGCCGGGCAACUUGUCUGCGUCGUCAACCCAACACACAGCCUCAAGUAUGCACCGACCCGCUGUGCAGCUGUGCAGGCGUCCAUGGAGCAAGGCAUCCUUCCUCCCUGCCAUCACCACGAAGCGGUGCACGACCCUCAGCUGGUCCCCUGCACGUGCCCACUCUUCUCCUGCCCGUGGGAAGGGCAUCUGGAGGUGGUGGUGUCCCACCUGAGGCAGACCCACCGCAUCAACAUCCUUCAGGGCGCGGAGAUUGUCUUCCUGGCCACGGACAUGCACCUGCCCGCGCCCACGGACUGGAUCAUCAUGCACUCUUGCCUUGGCCACCAGUUUCUGCUGGUCCUCAGGAAGCAGGAGAAGCACGAGGGCCACCCCCAGUUCUUUGCCACGAUGAUGCUGAUCGGCACGCCCACCCAGGCCAACAACUUCACCUACAGGCUGGAGCUCAACAGGAACCAGAGGCGCCUCAAGUGGGAGGCGACGCCCAGGUCGAUCCUGGAGUGUGUUGACUCUGUCAUUUCGGACGGGGAUUGCCUCGUGCUGAACACUUCCCUGGCUCAACUCUUUUCUGACAAUGGAAGCCUAGCGAUAGGAAUCGCCAUAACCACCAGCAAAGUUCACAGCUCCGAAGCUGAAAUGUGAUGGGGAGGAGGAAGAGGAGGAGGAACCACAGCAACAACUAUGGUGCUCUAGCUGCCUUCUGAGAGCCAGAACUCGCGGACUUUUUAUGGGGGGGGUCUCGGGUCUUUUAUGGUAUUUAGUACUUGUCCACAGUGGGCAUUAUGUAAACAUCCCGUGGUUACGGUCCCUGUGUCAUGUAUUUACCGUUUUGCUAAUACAAUUUUAUGAGAAAUUUUAAAGAGGCUAAUCAAUUUAUUGUCGCCCUCCAGCAGCCCUGGAAACAACACUUGUUAGUGAAAAGUGCACCCAGGGAGACUGGCAGAAACCUUUGGUCUGACCAUGUUAUGCAAAUAUGUUUCCUUCAUUGCCUGCCUAAGGGACCAAAGGCACCUGUGCCUGAUGAAAGGUCAAGUAUUCCACUAGGGGACAAGAGCACCCAGGUUUCCAUAUCAGCUAUAGUGAUUUAACUCCUGUAUUUUGGGCACAGCCAAGCCCUGGCGGAGCUGGCAGUUUCAGAGCUCCCUUCAGCUUCUGAGGAAACAACUUUCUCACUCAAACAGUGAAAACUUAGAAGAAAAAGUCACCUCCUCUGCCGAGCAGAGGGCUUGGAAGUCUCAUCUUGCAUUAAACUGGGAAAGGCAUCUAGUGGUUGGGCACUGUUAAAUCUCACAUGGUUAAAUCUCACUCUUGUAUCAUAAACAGCAGGGAGAGGCUGCUAGAUGGUCUGGCCAUAGGAUGGAUAUAACCAUACUCAGCCAUUGGGGCAUUCAUCUUUUUAGCUGCUGCAGAAAAUAAAGCAUGGAAGGGUCUUAAGCUGGGUACUGAUCUUGCUACUGAAUUCUGUGCCAGUUGGACCCUCAGUUUGUGCUGCUAAAUUUUGAUGCACCGCAAUAUAGAUAGGACAGCUAUUUGCAAAUUGGCUACGAGAUUUGACAGGCACUCCUUUGAAAAAAAAAACUCAACUUUUUUUGCCUUGCAUACAUUUUGUGGGGUGGUGGUGAGGGGCGUCUGUCACUUUCUUCUCCUGAGGAUAUUUCACAAACAGUGAUGGUCACAAAAAGACACGGGCUACUCUAAGAGCUUCUCCCUUGGGUGGCUCCUUGGGGAGAGUUGGAGGCAGGUGGUGGCCAUCUCCUGUCACUCAUUCCCAUCUGCAGUCAGGCCUGUUUCCUCCACAGCCAACAGCAGCAGUGAAAUCCCACUGCAGUAGGUGACGUGUGGAAGGAGGGGGCUCAGCAGAUAGUGUGACACAUGAGAAGCAUGGGAAAGUGUCUUUUCCUGUUUUCCCUUCUGCCUGUGUGUGGCUGUGGUCUGGCUGCUCCUGAAUGCUUUUUCAAGAAACAUCUGGUGGGUUGGGCCAGUUAGUAGCUAGAGACUGAGACUCAUAGUUUGAGCCCCUUGGAAAACCAAGGAAGGAGGGGAAACAGUCUAAGAGCAGUCCUUCAGUGUUUCAAAAUGCAUCUCACUCUAGCUCUGGGUAGGCAAAAACACUGAUGCUGAUCUCUCCCACCCGUUGCUCUCCUGAGGAUUACUAUAAAUGAUGCAUGAAGUAAAAUGAAUUGUAGUUUUCCUGAGAUGAAUGCCAUGCAGGUAAAUGACUUCUGAGGCAUAGAUGCACCUCACCUCCCUACCUGGAUUUUCACAGCAGGUCAGAGAAGGGUGAGGAUCUCUUCAACAGGCUGCUCAAACUGAAGUCUGAGGAAGUCUCAGUCUCUGCAAGAAGGCACUGGAGCACAGCUUCCCAGCUCUCCCAUCUCUGAAUUUAGGGGGCCAAGGGUGGCACACUGAUUUGCAGAGCCUCACUGGAACAGGCAGGCUGGCUUUUUCCCUGCGGUGUUAAAUAUUCAGGACCAGCAAAUGCUGCCCUUUCCCUAAAUGAUAGCAAUAAAUAAAUCAUUGGUGUUUUUGUGGACUGAAACUGGCUUCUCCAGCUCCUCUAACAAUUGUUCU